UCAGCCACGAGGUUACUUCUAUAGUAAGUCUAUCUCUGUUUACUCACGAUAUAGGUUUAUGGGUUUAUAAUUCAAUCCGCAAGCGGGGUGUAGUGCACUCUCUGUAUGCUUUGCUUUUCUUUCGAUUAAUGCAAUAUCAAGCCGGGCAAGCGGCCCUCCGCAUGGCUGGCCCGGGGGGAGCCGGGGGCCGAGGUUUCGGUCUCAUCUCGUCUAAAUCACCCGGAGUGCCGGCGAUUACUACAUGUCCAUAUCAGUCACCCCAUGCCACGCCAGCUUCGGUAGCACAUGCAUAUUAUGAUUGUGUCCCCUGUCUAGAAAUUAUGUCUAUUCUAGUUACAUAUAUUCAUCCAUAAAUCCCUAAUUCCAUAAAUCCAUACGUUGACAGUUCAGUUCGCCCCAUUACUGCACUAUUCCACCAUAAUCGAUCCUAUCCUCACUAACACGAUGGCGUCACAGACCUUAGACUUAGAUCUUCAGAACACUCACUCGCCCAGAAGAGAACAAGAUUUAUCACAUCCUUUAAGUCUCGCAUUUAACCUAUCAGAAUCUCGAUUUUCUAAUAGGUCGCCAUCUAUAUCCUCCGUUUCAAGUCAGGACACCAUGUCGAGCAACACUACUAACACAUCCGCUUCGUCGCACCAAGUAGUUGAAAAUGCAUACUUCAACUCCAACCCGCCUCCCAAGGCUUUACCGCAGCGUGUUGCGGCCGCUGAAUCGUUUAUAAAUCAGCAUGCAGCGGCUAACAGGCGGGUCGUUCUCGUCACCUCGGGCGGGACUACCGUGCCUCUCGAAAAGCAGACAGUACGUUUUAUAGAUAACUUCAGCGCCGGAACAAGAGGUGCCACAUCGGCCGAGUAUUUUCUAGAGUCUGGAUAUGCUGUUAUUUUUAUGCAUAGACAGUUCAGUUUACUCCCAUACAGUCGGCAUUAUAGUCAUUCUACCGACUGCUUCCUAGACUUCCUGCAUGAGGACCCAGAUGGCAGUGUCGUCGCAAAUCCGGCGCACCAAGACAAGAUGCUACGUGUGCUGCGCAAGUAUAACGCUGCCAAACGACAGAACCUCCUACUGAUGAUCCCGUUCACUACUAUCACCGAUUAUUUGCACGAGCUACGCGCGGUGGCGCAGCUCAUGCGCCCACUGGGCCCUAAUGGCCUAUUAUAUCUAGCUGCGGCAGUAAGCGAUUUCUUUGUACCGGAAGAACGCAUGUCGGAACACAAGAUUCAAAGCACAGACGUCACAGACAUGCUCAAGAAACAAGGGCCGACGACAAUCACGAAGGAGGCGAGGGACUCGUCGGACUCGUCGAACCUAGAAGAGGAGGUGUUCGACAACUUUGACUCAUCACCAACAGUGCCGCGGAGCAAGCGCCUUAUUGUUGAUUUAGAUCCAGUACCUAAAUUCCUGAAGAAUCUCGUAGACGGCUGGGCGCCCGAGGGCAUGAUCGUCUCGUUCAAGCUGGAGACUGAUCCAGCGAUCCUCGUCCAUAAGGCCAAGUACUCGCUUGAGCGGUACCAGCACCACCUCGUUAUUGGGAACCUGCUGUCGACGCGCAAGUGGGAGGUCGUCUUCGUAGCGCCUAACCAAGAGGAUAACUGGAUUCGCGUCCCCAUCCACCAACGCAAGAAGACGUUGAGCGGCGUCGAGGAAUUUACCGGCGCAUCGGACCAAAAGAGUGGCGAAAAUGAGCCGUUAGAUCCAGCGACGCUGCCGGAGGGCGAACCCGAAAUCGAGAUUGAAAGUUUGAUCAUACCUGCCGUCGAGGAGCUACACUCGAAGCACAUCAGGUUAGCUGUUGAGAGGAACGGGCCUAAGUAAUAGGUCAUUCGGCCCAAGCGAGUUGCUUUGUUAAAUCAUGGACGGCGUUUUGUGUAUAUAUUCCCAAUGUCGAUGUCCCCGAUAGAGUCUAGUAAUUACAUUUAUCUCGCUACGGCUUAUACGCAGUAAGAAGCGAAGAUUCUUCAAGACGCUGAUAACUACCUUAAAUAUGAAGCUAGACCAUUCAUAUGUACCUAGUUCAGAGUGGCGCGGUGACGCAUGGAUUCAUAUGGCAGUGGUAUGGAUACUACCCAUUCUUCGAUCAUCAAUGACAUUGACGGCCUUCAUACGGGCGAGUCUGGAAGCUACGAGUCAAAAAAUAAAAA
This is a messenger RNA of Daldinia vernicosa, 2141 nucleotides long. Its product is annotated as DNA/pantothenate metabolism flavoprotein. Bases 445 to 1815 code for a protein of 456 amino acids. Lineage: Eukaryota; Fungi; Ascomycota; Sordariomycetes; Xylariales; Hypoxylaceae. Gene Ontology annotation, biological process: coenzyme A biosynthetic process. The transcript has a single exon. Gene Ontology annotation, cellular component: cytoplasm; nucleus. Gene Ontology annotation, molecular function: phosphopantothenate--cysteine ligase activity. The record is from RefSeq and is a predicted model, not a curated record.